AUGUUUACAAACAUUGGCCUAGAAUGGGGAAUAAACAAGUGCGCUGCAAUACACAUGAAGAGAGGGAAGCUGAAUACAAACAACAAUAACACCAAUGGAAUGCCUGUAAGUAACAACUGUACCAUCCCAGUGAUAGGAAGUGAUGACCACUACAAAUUUCUUGGGAAAUACCAGAACACUGAACAUCUAGAAGACAAAGUCAUCGAAGAGGCCUCCAAAGAGUAUGAGAAACGACUAUGGACCGUCUGGACUUCUCCAUUGUCAAUACCACGUAAGGUUCGUGCUACUAACACAUACGCAGUGCCAGUAUUACAGUACUACAUGUGGACGACCGACUGGUGCCUCAACCACCUCAAGGAACUAGACAGACUAACCAGGAAAGUUAUUAACGAUUGCAGUGGAAAGCAUAAGUACGAAUCAACACCACUACUGUACUUACAGCCAGAACAGGGAGGGAAAGGACUGAUUGAACUAGAAACACUAUACAAGAACACUAAACUGAAGGUAGCAAACUACAUUAAUAAUUCAACAGAUCAAAACAUCAAACUUGUCAAGUCAUUCCAGCUAGAGAAAGAGCAAAGAAACCUAAGAUCAAUAUUCAAGGAUGCUAAAAAGUAUGCAGAAGAUCUAAGUAUUGAGUGCAGUUUCAACAACAACGAAACAGUCCUUAAAAUCAAUGAGAAAGAAGUUCGAACCAACAGUGCUGAACCACAGAAAGUGAAAAACAUCAUCCACAUAGCAAACGUUCAUAAACACAAGAAAGACCUGCAGCAACAACCUUGGAUAGGCAAAUUCGUUAAUCAACACUGGAAUGAUCCUGAAAUAUCACGUUCCUCUUACGAUUUAUUCAAGCAUUGGAAAAAUGUACCAGAUGUAGUCUUAUCAGUUGAUACAUUAAUAAGGCAACAAUUACUUAACACCAGAACAUACAGAAAGCACAAGUUACAAGAACAUGUUGAAGAACUCACUUGCCGCAUCUGCUUGGAAAAGCAAGAAACUGCUACACACAUUCUUGCCAACUGCUCCCACCUAGCACAAACACUGUAUUCACAAAGACACGAUAAGAUGCUACGCCCAAUAUAUCACGCACUUCUGGACAAGUAUGGACUUGAGCAAUCUGAUUACUCAUCACCAUGGUACAAGCAAUCUAUACCACAACCUAGCGAGGAGAAUGACGAAGUAAAGAUAUUAUGGAAUAUCCCUUGGCAUCUAAAGAAGGCCCCAAGAAACGGAUCCAACAAGCCAGACAUCAGCGUACUCGACAAGAAAGCUAAAGAAUGCAUAUUAAUAGAAGGAACGGUAUGUACUCCAGGAACGAUACCAGACAGAACAAAGAACAAGCAAGAAAAAUAUGUGGACCUGAGACUCGGUAUUAAAUAUCUCUACCCAGGAUUUAAAGUCUCUCAAAUUAAUGUUGUAUUUGACUACCUGGGAGCCCACCAUAAAGAACUUAACAAAGAUCUCAGUAAACUAUUUGGAACACAAGUCACCAACUUAACAAUAGAACGUUCACAGAAGUGGAUAAUAUCACAAAAUUGCGAAAUCGUUAAACGAUUCAUGUGUGUGUAA
Molecule: messenger RNA, 1569 nt
Organism: Exaiptasia diaphana
Lineage: Eukaryota; Metazoa; Cnidaria; Anthozoa; Actiniaria; Aiptasiidae
Exons: 1
Coding region: 1-1569 (522 amino acids)
Source: RefSeq, a predicted model, not a curated record